Messenger RNA from Caenorhabditis briggsae, 483 nucleotides. Bases 1 to 483 code for a protein of 160 amino acids. NCBI's taxonomy places the organism in Eukaryota, Metazoa, Nematoda, Chromadorea, Rhabditida, Rhabditidae. The record is from RefSeq and is a predicted model, not a curated record. The transcript has a single exon.
AUGUCUUUGCCCGGUCCGCGUCCUGUAUUGGUCACCCAGAUCCAGGACACUCGCUCAGGGUCAACCGAAUCCAGGACACGCGCUCAGGGUCACCCAAAUCCAGGUCACCCGGAUCCAGGUCACCCGGAUCCAGGUCACCGAGAGCCAGGUCACCCGGAUCCAGGUCACCCGGAUCCACGUUAUCCGGAUCGAGGUCAUCCGAUCAGGGUCACCCGGAUUCACGUCGUCCGGAUCCACGUCAUCCGGAUCGAGGUCAUCCGAUCAGGGUCACCCGGUCAGGGUCACCCGGAUCCAGGUCACCCGGAUCCAGGUCACCCGGAUCUGGGUUACCCGGAUCCAGAUCACCCGGAUCCUGGUCAACCGGAUCCAGGUCAACCGGAUCCAGGUCAACCGGAUCCAGGUCAACCGGAUCCAGGUCCACCGGAUCAAGGUCACUCGAGUCCAGGUCACCCAGACCGAGGUCACCCAGGACCCAGGACCUAG